AUGGCCAUCUCGCUGCAAUUUUCUCGUAUCUCCACCGGACCGGGCUUCUCUUUGCCGGAGACACGACUUUUUUGGUGCCGGAAAUCUUGCUACGUUCGAUGUUCCGCAGCCGGAGAAGCUGCAUCAUCCUCGUCGGCUACCGUGGAGUCGGAGUUUGACGCUAAGGUGUUCCGGCACAACUUGACUAGGAGCAAGAAUUACAAUCGCAAAGGGUUUGGACACAAAAAGGAGACUCUCGAGCUCAUGAACCGCGAGUACACAAGUGACAUUAUAAAGAAAUUGAAGGAGAAUGAGUAUGUAUACACCUGGGGAAAUGUAACAGUAAAGCUUGCAGAAGCAUAUGGCUUUUGUUGGGGGGUCGAGCGGGCGGUCCAGAUUGCUUAUGAAGCAAGAAAACAAUUCCCAACUGAGAAGAUUUGGAUCACCAAUGAAAUUAUUCAUAACCCCACUGUUAAUAAGAGGCUUGAUGAGAUGGAAGUUAAAAACCUUCCUGUUGAGGAUGGGAAAAAAAAUUUUGAUGUUGUUAAUAAGGGCGAUGUGGUUAUGCUGCCUGCUUUUGGAGCUGCUGUGGAUGAGAUGUUGCUUUUGAAUGACAAGAACGUGCAAAUAGUUGAUACAACUUGCCCAUGGGUAUCAAAGGUAUGGAAUACUGUUGAAAAGCACAAGAAGGGAGAGUACACUUCAAUUAUUCACGGCAAAUAUUCUCAUGAAGAGACUGUAGCAACUGCUUCUUUUGCAGGGACAUAUAUAAUUGUAAAGAACAUGGCAGAGGCAACAUAUGUUUGCGAUUACAUUCUGGGUGGUGAACUUGAUGGAUCCAGCUCUACCAAAGAAGCUUUUCUUGAGAAAUUUAAAUAUGCUGUAUCCAAAGGAUUUGAUCCAGAUACCGAUCUUGUAAAAGUUGGUAUUGCAAAUCAAACAACAAUGUUGAAGGGAGAAACUGAGGAGAUUGGAAAAUUAGUUGAGAGAUCCCUGAUGCGCAAGUACGGAGUGGAAAAUAUUAACAAUCACUUCAUAAGUUUCAAUACUAUUUGUGAUGCAACUCAAGAGCGGCAAGAUGCCAUGUAUAAGCUGGUUGAUGAACAGAUGGAUCUCAUGCUAGUGGUUGGUGGGUGGAACUCGAGUAACACUUCACACCUACAAGAAAUUGCAGAGGCUCGUGGAAUUCCAUCCUAUUGGAUCGACAGUGAGAAGAGAAUAGGUCCUGGGAACAGAAUUAGUUACAAGUUGAUGCAUGGGGAGUUGGUAGAGAAAGAGAACUGGCUACCAGAGGGUCCUAUCACAAUAGGUGUAACAUCUGGUGCGUCCACCCCUGAUAAGGUUGUUGAAGAUGCCCUCAUCAAGGUUUUUGACAUCAAGCGGGAAGAAGCAUUGCAAGUGGCAUAG
This is a messenger RNA of Fraxinus pennsylvanica, 1386 nucleotides long. NCBI's taxonomy places the organism in Eukaryota, Viridiplantae, Streptophyta, Magnoliopsida, Lamiales, Oleaceae. The record is from the annotation of a GenBank genome assembly.